This is a messenger RNA of Colletotrichum spaethianum, 1497 nucleotides long. RefSeq names its product high-affinity glucose transporter. Gene Ontology annotation, molecular function: carbohydrate:proton symporter activity. Bases 1 to 1497 code for a protein of 498 amino acids. The record is from RefSeq and is a predicted model, not a curated record. Gene Ontology annotation, biological process: carbohydrate transport; transmembrane transport. Gene Ontology annotation, cellular component: membrane. The transcript is spliced from 2 exons. NCBI's taxonomy places the organism in Eukaryota, Fungi, Ascomycota, Sordariomycetes, Glomerellales, Glomerellaceae.
AUGGGCCGCCAUGUCACCGUGUGGUCGGCCGCCUUCCUCGCCACCGGCGGCUUCCUCUUCGGCUUCGACUCGGGCAUCAUCACGUCCACCAUUGCCCUCGGCACAUUCAAGGCCUACUUCCACGACCCCUCCGACGCCGUUGCCGCCGCCAUCGUCUCCUCCUUCCAGGGCGGCGCCAUCCUCGGCACCGUCAUCAACAUGAUCUGCUCCGACCGCCUCGGCCGCCGCAACACCGUCUUUCUCGGCUCCCUCAUCUCCAUCGCCGGCUCCGCGCUGCAGGCCGGCUCCGAGAACCUCGCCGCCCUCAUCGCCGGCCGCUUCGUCGGCGGCGUCGCCGUCGGCGUGCUGACCUCCACCAUCCCCAUGUACGCGUCGGAGCUGGCCGAGGCCAGGCAGAGGGGCAAGCUGUCGGGGCUGCUGCAGUGGAUGCUGAGCUGGGGGUUCCUGGUGGCCCAGUGGUUGGGGUACGGGUGCUCCUUUGUCAAGAACGACUUUUCAUGGAGGUUCCCGCUGGCGUUCCAGUGCGUGCCCGGCGUCGUCAUCGCGACAGGCAUCUACUUCCUCGAGGAGUCCCCGCGCUGGCUCGUCGAAAAGGGCCGCCACGCUGAGGCGCGCCGCAGCCUCGACAAGCUGCGCGUCGGCGUCGACGAGAAGCUCAUUGACGUCGAGUACAACGAGAUCUGCCACGCCGUGCGCGCCCAGUCGGCGCUGCGCGACAACGGCUACCUGUGGAAGGCCCUGCUCACCAAGCCCUCGUGGCGCAAGCGCCUGCUGCUGGGCUGCGGCGUCCAGGCCUUCUCGCCCCUCUCGGGCGUCAACGUCAUCAGCUACUUUGGCCCGCGCAUCUACGAGCUCCUCGGCAUCGGCACCCAGACCUCCCUCAUGAUCAUCGGCAUCAACGGCGCCCUCGGCAUCCUCUACAACACCGUGGGCCUCUGGAUGCUCGACCGCAUCGGCCGCGUGCGCCCGCUCAUCGCCUCGGCCGUCGGCCUCGCCGCCGCCCUCCUCGUCAACGCCAUCCAGUUCCAGUUCCUCGACCGCUCCAACGCCGACCAGCUCCGCAGCAUGGUCGCCAUGAACUUUGUCUUUGGCUUCUUCUUCACGCCCCUCGGCAUCAUCAGCUGGGUCUACCCGGCCGAGAUCUUCCCCCUCGAGAUCCGCGCCCUCGGCAACGCGCUCACCACCUUCACCAACUGGACCAUCAACCUCGUCCUCGUGUCCUUUUCGCCGCAGGCGCUGACGGCCCUCGGCUUCAAGUUCUUCUACGUCUUUGUCGUCUUCAACGUCAUCGCCGCGCUGUGCUACUACUUCUUCUAUCCCGAAACGUCGGGGCGCACGCUCGAGCAGAUGGACCAGCUGUUUGGCGACUACGUGCCAAUGUCCGAGCAGAGCGCCCUCGGGACCGUCAUCACCGGGUCCGACAGUGAAAGGGGCAAAGGAAUAGGGAAAUACGGCUCUUUCUCGGUUCACGAGCGUGUAUCGUCGACCGCCGUGUGA